AGCAGCCCGCUCUCCUCACCUCCGGAGAGCGUCAUCGACGUGGCUAUUCACAGUCCGGCCGAAAGCGGUGAUAGAGUACCAUACUCGGCCGACCAUCAGGAAUUGAGGGCUGAGACAAGAGAAGUAAUUGCGAAUCAACCAACUGCCAGCCCCAAGGGGAAUAUCACAGCAGACGAUUUGCCCUGUCACAACUCUGACGAUGGCGGCCAAUCCAGCACCCAAAAGCGCAAAGCCAGCAUUUCUCGCACGUCCGCUCCGGCCAAGAAGGCCCGGCGUAUCGUGCCAGCGCAGAAGAAGUCCGCACAUGAGAAGAAGUGGGAAGCCCCGUUUGUCUAUACCGACCCGAAGGCGCCACUCGCAAACGCCGAUCUGAGAGCGAUCCUCCUGCAUCCGGACGCUUGGGAUAUCCUAACUCCGGAGGAGAAGAGGGAUGUCCUCGCCAAGUUUCCCGAUGAGACGCAUAUCCUGGAUGCUGGGACGGCCAAUGCUCGCCCCGACACGGUAUCACUCCGCAAUGACGACAACUUCCGGCAUGAUUGUGCCCGGUACUGUGAGAACAUUGAGCUCGGCCGCCACGAUGAAGAGUGGCUACGCCAGGCGUGGACUGCCCACGAGAAGCAGAAGCGCGGCGGUUUCGACGAGUUCCUCCGAGAGCAGUUUGAGGAGGAAUGGGAGGUCGAGUUACCUCGCGAG
This is a messenger RNA of Parathielavia appendiculata, 693 nucleotides long. RefSeq lists its product as uncharacterized. The transcript has 2 exons. The annotation marks the transcript as partial. NCBI's taxonomy places the organism in Eukaryota, Fungi, Ascomycota, Sordariomycetes, Sordariales, Chaetomiaceae. The record is from RefSeq and is a predicted model, not a curated record.